Molecule: messenger RNA, 2448 nt
Organism: Saccoglossus kowalevskii
Lineage: Eukaryota; Metazoa; Hemichordata; Enteropneusta; Harrimaniidae
Product: serine/threonine-protein kinase 3
Biological process (GO): protein tetramerization; protein phosphorylation; signal transduction
Cellular component (GO): cytoplasm
Molecular function (GO): protein serine/threonine kinase activity; ATP binding
Source: RefSeq, a predicted model, not a curated record
AUGAGGUCUUAUGGAAGUGUGUUUCAAGCAGUACACAAGGAAACUGGACAGUUACUUGCCAUCAAACAAGUCCCUGUCGACACAGACUUACAAGAAAUUAUCAAAGAAAUAUCUAUUAUGCAACAAUGUGACAGUCCAUAUGUUGUGAAGUAUUACGGCAGUUAUUUCAAAAAUACUGAUUUAUGGCUCACAGAACCAGAAAUCUCUACUAUACUACACAGCACUUUAAAAGGUUUAGAGUAUUUACACAGUAGAAGAAAAAUACAUCGGGAUAUAAAAGCUGGUAACAUCCUACUCAAUAAUGAAGGACAUGCCAAAUUAGCCGACUUUGGAGUUGCUGGACAACUUACGGAUACAAUGGCUAAACGUAACACUGUCAUAGGAACUCCAUUUUGGAUGGCGCCAGAAGUCAUACAAGAAAUUGGUUAUGAUUGUGUUGCUGAUAUCUGGUCACUUGGAAUUACAGCUCUAGAAAUGGCUGAAGGCAAACCACCCUAUGCAGAUAUCCACCCUAUGAGGGCUAUUUUUAUGAUUCCAACCAAGCCACCACCAACUUUCAGAAAUCCAGAAAAAUGGUCAGAAGAUUUUAUAGAUUUUGUUUUGCAGUGCCUUGUCAAAAACCCGUCAGAGAGACCGUCAGCUUCGAGAUUACUACAGCAUCCUUUCAUAAAGAACGCUGCAUCAGCAAGUCUGGUGGACAUGAUAGCUGAAGCUAAGGAGAGAAGAUUAGAAAUGCAAACAAGACAAGAACAAGAUUUUGGUGAUUCAGAAGAAGAUGAAAUAGACAGUGGUACAAUGAUUCCGCGAGAUAGCAAUGCAGGUACUAUGGUAGAGCAUGGCACAAUGGUUGACCAUGGUGAUAGUGGUACUAUGAUUGAAUCUGAUAUAGGUACCAUGGUGAUUAAUUCUGAUGAAGACGACGAUGAUGAUUCUACCAUGAAAAAAAUCUCUUCUGGGUCUGGAGAGAAGUACACACCAUCAUUUUUAGAACACUUUGAUAAACUUGACAGAGAACGUCUUGGUAACACAGCAGGAAGUACUGGUAGUAGUAGUAGUAGUAGUAUCCAGUCACAACAACCCACAGUGCCAAUUGGUGAAGACAGAGACAGUCAAAGAUCAUUUGGUAGACCGUUUACAGAGGGAGAUUUUGAAUUUUUAAAAUCUAUGAGUUAUGAGGAUCUGAAAACCCGUUUAAAUUCUUUAGAUCCUGAAAUGGAAAGAGAAAUAGAAGAACUUCGGAAACGUUACCAAGCAAAAAGGCAACCUAUAUUGGAAGCAAUUGAUGCAAAAAAGAAAAGACAAAAUCAAGGAAUACAAAUAUUCUGAUGUCCCGGGGAGUUAUUUACUUCAUCCAAAGUGUUGUCAACAUUUUUUUGCAAUUUUUGUCCCAGAACUGAAACAAUGUACAUGGAAUAAAUGGCAGCAGGUUUUAUAAAACACUGUGUUGGGCAUCCUCCAAUAAAAGCCAUUCAUACUGUAAUUGCACUGUAAUGCAUCCUCCAAUAAAAGCCAUUCAUACUGUAAUUGCACUGUAAUGCAUCCUCCAAUAAAAGCCAUUCAUACUGUAAUUGCACUGUAAUGCAUCCUCCAAUAAAAGCCAUUCAUACUGUAAUUGCACUGUAAUGCAUCCUCCAAUAAAAGCCAUUCAUACUGUAAUUGCACUGUAAUGCAUCCUCCAAUAAAAGCCAUUCAUACUGUAAUUGCACUUUAAUGCAUCCUCCAAUAAAAGCCAUUCAUACUGUAAUUGCACUUUAAUGCAUCCUCCAAUAAAAGCCAUUCAUACUGUAAUUGCACUGUAAUGCAUCCUCCAAUAAAGCCAUUCAUACUGUAAUUGCACUGUAAUGCAUCCUCCAAUAAAAGCCAUUCAUACUGUAAUUGCACUGUAAUGCAUCCUCCAAUAAAAGCCAUUCAUACUGUAAUUGCACUUUAACGCAUCCUCCAAUAAAAGCCAUUCAUACUGUAAUUGCACUUUAAUGCAUCCUCCAAUAAAAGCCAUUCAUACUGUAAUUGCACUUUAAUGCAUCCUCCAAUAAAAGCCAUUCAUACUGUAAUUGCACUGUAAUGAGUGCAUCUCCAAUAGAGAUGUAUCUAAAUCAAAUAUGUUUGUUAUUUUAGAAUUUUAAGUACACUAGACUCACUUUAAUUUAUUAAUGUCAACUGCUUAACUCUGAUGUUGACUUUGUCAAGCGUAGCUUAUCAUACGAGUCCGAUUGCUUUGAUAUAUUAAUCAUAUAUUCACCUCAGGUGGCCCAAUCUCAGAUUUGUUUAUUCUUGAUGAAGUGUGCAUUGCUAACAGUGGAGCUAUCUGAGCCAAUAGGUUGCUUGAUUUUACAGAUUACCCUGACAUUAGGUAGGGUUUUAUUAGAGCAUUGUGUGACUUUCAUGUACUCUAAAAUGUACUCAAAACUUUGAAGAUUAUUUGAUUUCAUUUUUGAGACAAAAAGUCAC